AUGCCACCACCGAGUUCAAGUCCCAGCAAGGCAAGUGCCGUUUCUCGACCCUCGACCUUCAAUUCCCACUUACACGACCGACAACGAACCAAUUGUCCUCCACCGCAAACCCCCAACACCUUCAGAAUGCAGGUCCGGCACAGAAACACAGUAGAGCGCCUCGACAGGCCGAGCGCAUACUACCACAACCGGAACAAGCGCAGGAGAAACGACAACCGCGACGCCGCCCGCGAAGCCCGCGACGCCGAAGACGAGGCCGCCACCAAGAACGAGCCCCUCCCCGAGGACCCCCUCGCCAACGCGACGACGCUCUACGUCGGCAACCUCUCCUUCUACACCACCGAGGAGCAGGUCUACGAGCUGUUCUCAAAGUGCGGCGAGAUCAAGCGCCUCGUCAUGGGCCUCGACCGCUUCAACAAGACCCCCUGCGGCUUCUGCUUCGUCGAGUACUACACCCACCAGGACGCCCUGGACUGCAUGAAGUACAUUGGCGGCACCAAGCUCGACGAGCGCGUCAUCCGUACCGAUCUCGACCCCGGUUUUGAGGAGGGGAGGCAGUACGGUCGUGGCAAGAGCGGUGGGCAGGUGCGUGACGAGUACCGCGAGGACUUCGACGAGGGACGUGGUGGGCAUGGUAGGGCGAUCCAGAUGCAGAGGGAUCGGGACGAUCGGAUGGGCGAGUAUGAGGAGACGGCAUCAAAAGCAAAUGGAACGUGGGGGAAGACGCAAAAGGAGAACGAGAGACUCUACUUUGGGCAGGCUUCUGGGAAUCGAUACCCCAAUAUGACACAAUCAUGGACAUUGAAAUGGUAG
Molecule: messenger RNA, 813 nt
Organism: Colletotrichum lupini
Lineage: Eukaryota; Fungi; Ascomycota; Sordariomycetes; Glomerellales; Glomerellaceae
Product: RNA recognition domain-containing protein
Exons: 6
Coding region: 1-813 (270 amino acids)
Biological process (GO): mRNA cis splicing, via spliceosome
Cellular component (GO): nuclear cap binding complex
Molecular function (GO): RNA cap binding
Source: RefSeq, a predicted model, not a curated record